AUGUCGUCAUGGAUAGUUACUGUUGUCUAUGUAGGAGGAAUGUUAAUGGUGAUGAGCUUAUUUUCUUAUACAUGGCGUAGACGAAAAGCUGCAUCAGCGAUUCUUGUACCGUGGUUUCCCGAUCACACAACUCGAGAUACUUAUAUUUCUCUAUUACAACAAACUGAUCCUCCAGCUACCGAAUUACAACUAAGAGCUGCGUUAUUACGUAGAGCUAUGACAAAUGUUGAAAGAAUAAUUAAACUUAGGGAGAAUCGUCCAGCUCUUCUUUCUUUAGUACAAAAAGGUGCUGUGGGUGAUGGAUUAUGGAGUUCUUUUCAAAAAGCUGAACAAGAACUUCAACAAGAUGUAAUAGAAGUUACUCAAGAAGCUGAAACUUUUAAAAAGAAUUGGGGACAAACUAUUUUUCAUACUGCUAACGAAAUGGUUCAACAUGAAAAACACAAAGAAAUUGCUGAUCAAAUUAAAGAAUUAAAAGAAAAGGAAGAAAAAAACUUUAAGAAGAGGGAGGAAAGAGAAAAAUUUGAAAUGGCUGAGCAUGAAAAAAGAGAAAAGGCUAGGAAGAACUACUAA
Molecule: messenger RNA, 573 nt
Organism: Funneliformis mosseae
Lineage: Eukaryota; Fungi; Glomeromycota; Glomeromycetes; Glomerales; Glomeraceae
Source: the annotation of a GenBank genome assembly